Candidula unifasciata is the source of this 657-nucleotide messenger RNA. The record is from the annotation of a GenBank genome assembly. NCBI's taxonomy places the organism in Eukaryota, Metazoa, Mollusca, Gastropoda, Stylommatophora, Geomitridae.
AUGUGUUUAUCGCUUGGUGUGCUGUGUUUAUCGCUUGGUGUGAUGUGUUUAUCGCUUGGUGUGAUGUGUUUAUCGCUUGGUGUGAUGUGUUUAUCGCUUGGUGUGAUGUGUUUAUCGCUUGGUUUGAUGUGUUUAUCGCUUGGUGUGAUGUGUUUAUCGCUUGGUGUGAUGUGUUUAUCGCUUGGUGUGAUGUGUUUAUCGCUUGGUGUGAUGUGUUUGUCGCUUGGUGUGAUGUGUUUAUCGCUUGGUGUGAUGUGUUUAUCGCUUGGUGUGAUGUGUUUAUCGCUUGGGAUGAUGUGUUUAUCGCUUGGGGUGAUGUGUUUAUCGCUUGGUGUGAUGUGUUUAUCGCUUGGGGUGAUGUGUUUAUCGCUUGGGGUGAUGUGUUUAUCGCUUUGUGUGAUGUGUUUAUCGCUUGGUGUGAUGUGUUUAUCGCUUGGUGUGAUGUGUUUAUCGCUUGGUGUGAUGUGUUUAUCGCUUGGUGUGAUGUGUUUAUCGCUUGGUGUGAUGUGUUUAUCACUUGGUGUGAUGUGUUUAUCGCUUGGUGUGAUGUGUUUAUCGCUUGGUGUGAUGCCCUGGUGGGGUAAAACAUCAGUCAGACAACAUCAUUCAUCAAUAAGAAUCGACACCAGGGCUAUUCAACAACAUUUAGUCAAGUAA